Molecule: messenger RNA, 3212 nt
Organism: Hypoxylon trugodes
Lineage: Eukaryota; Fungi; Ascomycota; Sordariomycetes; Xylariales; Hypoxylaceae
Exons: 3
Coding region: 236-2776 (846 amino acids)
Biological process (GO): protein linear polyubiquitination; proteasome-mediated ubiquitin-dependent protein catabolic process
Cellular component (GO): ubiquitin ligase complex
Molecular function (GO): zinc ion binding; ubiquitin-protein transferase activity; ubiquitin binding
Source: RefSeq, a predicted model, not a curated record
UUUUUCGAUGGACUACGAGGUGAAGCAGCCUAUAACCUUCAGGACUACGAUGAUAUAAUUGAUAAACCCACCCCUUUUCCGGGCACGUACCUACACUUAUACGGCAAGAUGCAGCUGCCCGUGGCCCUCCAUUCAACUGUGGGGCUUAACUGACAUGUCAAUUAUUUUAUUAUUUUAUUCAUCCAGUGAGUCCGGUGAACGGUCCUGUACCUGUCUACGACUGUGAUGACUGGCUAUGGGAGUCCUGCAGUGUCACCACAAGAUGCACCCAAUAUAUAUCGACGACAUUCCAGUAACCUACACAAUUGGCGGUGAUCCCGAGUCUCUGGCAUUGUCACUAUGCGACAUCAUGGCUGAACAGAGGAUGAAUCCAGCGGCUUUUAGCUUUGCGCCGACUAGGGGACAACAUGGAUAUGGCGGGGAAUUUUUGCUGAAGCCCAACGACUCCCGAUCUCGAGUAAAGUGCCGAUUUUUCGAACGCGGCUUAUGUCGGAAUGGUAAUGCUUGCCCAUACCUUCACGAGAAUGAUCCUGCGUCUAAGACUCUAAUCCCAAGCGAACCCAAUCUCGCCAAGUCUCCCAUGCAAGAGAAUGCUACUCGUACCAUAAAUGGCGCUUUGGUUCAUUUCGAAGCCGGUGCAGCUGUCAAAUCAAUUACUUUAUCAUCUGAUUCCCUAACUAUCCAAAUCAAUCAUCUACCCCCUAAUAGUACGCGGGAUUCUGUGUUAGCUCUUCUUCAUUCUCAUGGCCUUCGCACAUCGGCCGAGCUCGAGGUUCGGGUUACUAACGCACAAGGCCUUUGGAGCGCUCAUGUGAAAGUUAACGACCCUGAAUUUGUCAAGCUAGUUGGCCAAAAGCUUGGCCCCCAGAACCAAACGCAAGGAUCACGGCCAACAGCUACUGUAGUGGAGACACCUAUAUCGUCAGAUUCGAAUACUCUUCGCGUGGAUUGCAGAAAAGUACACCUCUCCUGGCAUAAACCCACCAGAACAGUUUGGCUAAAUUUUGGAAAUCGUGAGAUUUCUGAACGUGUGGCAAAACGAUUUAAAGAUGGUACAUAUACAUUAUUGAAACAAAAGGUACAAUGUGGCUCUCCAAGUGGGAGAGAAGGGCGUUUUAACCCACUUCCUUGGACUGUAUGUUUGACAGAAGUGCCGGCAUCCGUCGCAGAAUCCGAUAUCUCACAGUCGAUAUAUAAACAAGCAGAUAAACCACGUCACAUAGAGCUCGGAAAACCCUCGUAUACUGCUGACACUGAGACGUGUUCUGCCACGAUUCAGUCACUUUUUACCUCGGUCGGCCCCGUUGAAUGGUCGGAGUUUACCCUUGAUACCACUGGUAAACGUGCGAAAGCAAGCGCACGAUUUCACAAUGAGGAAGACGCUAGGACGGCAGCUCGAACCCUCAAUUACUCAGCACUUCCCUUCCACAAGGCCGCUAAGCUUACCGUCCAGUUGGUUUAUACGGCGAAGUUCAAGGUCCACGCAAACAUUUGCGAAGCCGUCCAACCUCAGAUCAAGGCUAGAAUUAGGGCCUGGAAGGAUUCGCACUUAUAUUUCACUCUAUACGAGAAUUCCAUCCCGCCGAAGUGGUAUCGCGUUAUGAAGGUAGAGGGAGAGGACGUUAAGGGAGUCGUGGGUGCGAAGGAUGAUAUCUCGAGAAUUUUAUCCGGCAUAGUCGCCAGGGAUGGAUCUACCGUACUUUGGCAUCCGGCCUUGCGUGGAAAUGGGAUCCUCUUGGAGCGACUAAAGCAGCUAGAACAACAGCUCGGAAUACUCAUCAUUCGGAGUAAGGCCAAAUCACAACUUCGACUAUACGGAACCCAGAAAAAAUGCGAGGAGGGCCAAGCCGCAAUUGCCAACCUCCUCAAGGAUGAGGGUUCCGAGACGUUCAGCAUUGAUCUCGGCGCUGAUGAAUUGUCUUGGGCGCUCCGGGGCGGAUUCGCGAGGAUCAAAAACGGGGUUGGUUCUAAUAAGGCCAAUCUUGAGAUCGCGCCGACUUAUAAACGCAUUCUUAUCAUUGGCAGUCUCGUAGACUAUGAGAUGGCAUUAUCUAUAAUGAAAGACAGAAACGCACCGCGGAAAGAAUCGAUUAAGAGCUCGGAAAAGCAGGAUUGUUCGUUCUGCUACAUUGAAGCGGAGGAUCCGAUUGAGACGCAUUGUAGUCACGUCUAUUGUCUGGACUGCUUCGAAAACUACUGCGUGUCAGCUAUCGCACAGAACGAGACCACCAGACUUGAAUGCAUUGGAGAAUCCGGAAUCUGUGGCGAAGCGCUCCGUCUCUCGGAAAUACAGGAGCAUCUUCCAUCGGCGGCGUUUGAAGAGCUACUAGAGCAAUCCCUCGCUUCUUACAUCCGAACUCAUCCGCAGUCAUUUAAGCAAUGCCCAUCGGUUGAUUGCGGAUAUAUCUAUCGCACCGGCCCAACCCCCAGAAUGCAUACCUGUCCUAACUGCCUUACACCUGUCUGUAUCGCAUGCCAUGCUCAGCACGGAGAAAUGACUUGCGCGGAAUAUAAAGACGUGUCUAGCGGCGGAUACGAAGCUCUGAAUCGAUACAAGAAGGAACAGAACAUUAAAGAUUGCCCCAAGUGUUCUACGCCUCUCGACAAGAUCGCCGGAUGCAAUCAUAUGGUUUGUCACUGCGGUGCGCAUAUUUGCUGGGCGUGCUUAGAGACUUUUAAGGUCUCUGAUGAUUGCUAUGACCACAUGAACAAGGUGCAUAGGGAUAUCGGGUUGAACUAUCUUCGGGAUAGGUUUGGGGACUUAAGAUUCCGAUGAUGUGAGCCUCACGAGUUUUCCGGUGUUGAAGUUGGCUCACAUAAGGAUUACCCCCUAACUUCACGGCGCUUUGAUUAUUUCCUUGACGACGGAUACUUAUGCUUUACCCAUAAAAAUACUCGAUCUGAAUUAUUUAAAAGCAAGUUCUUAUUAAGUGUCAGUUGAUAUUCCUACUUCCUUGAGGUACGCGAUAAGGUUAUUGCGCAAAACUUGAGAUUUCGAGUAGUACAUAUGUAGUUAUGUGUGUAGCCGAGAUACUUACCCAACAGGCGAGAACCGAUCACAAAACAUAUUUAAAUAGAACUCUCUUAGUCGCGAGAGCUAUUAUUACUUGGAUAUAUCAUCGAGUUUAGAAGGGAAGUUACAUUGAAGAGGUUCUUAUACAUGAGCAAAAUGAAUUAAGUUAUGCAUACAUAAUUCCCGUGAUGAGAUCCAC